UGCUGGGGAUUCCAGGCUAGGAGGCAGAUCUGCAGAGUUCUUUUGGUCCCUGUCUGUCCAGGACAGUGCCCAGCAGCACAAGCCGCCCAUGGGCACUGCCCUGUGCUGUGCGGGUCCCCAUGGGAGGCACUCAGGGCAAGCAGCUGCCUUGCAGGCCCAGUCUGCCCUGAGCCCUGGGGCUGGCUUGGUCAGCUUCCCCUGCCAUUAGCCCCCUCAGUGGGGACACAGGGGGCUCCCCGAGGAGCUCCAGGCUCCAAGUCCCAGCCCCUCUAGGAGGAGGCGGUGGCCAAGGCUCAGCAGCCAGAGGCUUCUCAGCUCGGAGCUCCAGAGCCAGAUGUAACAUUGACCUUAAAUGGUAAAAGCUCCCCAGAGUGAAGAGAGGCUGGCCAGAAGAGGAAAGGGGAAUAACUCAGUUUUAGGGCCCUCACACUGCAGAAAUAUCCUGCAGUCCACCUACCAUCAUCCUGACUGGGGAGGCCAGUUCACCAGAAGGAGAAACUGAUAAAAACCUAGUCAACAGAGCUCACAGUCCCCAUAGGAGGCUUUCUCACCGAAACUUGAAGGUUUCCACUGUUUCGCUGACUUCUGUGGACCCUGCAGGGCACAUUAUUGACCUGGUACAUGACCAGCUGCCAGAUAUCAGCAUCUCAGAGGAGGACAAAAAGAAAAACCUGGCACUGCUGGAAGAAGCCAAGUUGGUGAGUGAACGAUUCCUGACUCGCCGCGGGAGGAAGUCCAAGAGCUGCCCCGGAGACUCCCAAUCAGCUGUUGCCUUGAACCUCAGCCCCGGAGCUUCUCCCGCAUCCUCUCAAAGCAACUCGCUUACUGUUCCCACGCCGCCUGGUUUGGAUGCAUGCAGUGGCCCAGAGUCUCCUUUGCUUGGAGCACCACCACAGCAGAAGGGGGAUGAGGCCGAAGUCUCUUCACCUCAUCUUGGCGAGCCUAAGAAUGUCUCCAAAGGGCUAGCUGACCGGAAGCAGAAUGACCAGAGGAAAGUGUCUCAGGGCAGGCUGACUCCUCGUUCUCCCACAACUGAGAAGUCCAAAGAAAUUGCAAUUGAACAAAAGGAAAACUGUGAUCCCCUCCAGUGCUCUGAGGCCACACACAAGGGCUCAGCUUCCAGCAUAGGCAGUGGUGGGAAAAUGGCCUUGAAUAGCCCUCAGCCUGGUCCUGCUGAAAAUGACCUGGGAAAGGUGCUUCUGAAGACGGCCAGGGAGGGCAACCCUCUGCCUAGAGGUCCAGCCCAGGGUUCUGGAGGGGCAGCUCCCCUGGCCCCCCAGGAAAAAGGUACAGCUGGAGAGCCGACAGGGUCAAAGUUUGGCUCCAAAGCUGAGCUGCGGUCCCCUGCUUCUCGGCCACCCCUAUUGAGGGGGGUCUCCUGGGACAGUGGUCCUGAAGAACCUGGCCCCCGGCUGCAGAAAGUGCUUGCCAAGCUGCCUCUGGCAGAGGAAGAGAAGCGUUUUUCGGGCAAAGCUGGCAGCAAGAUGGCCAAGGCACCUGGACUCAAAGACUUUCAGAUACAAGUGCAGCCAGUGAGGAUGCAGAAACUGACUAAGCUCCGAGAGGAGCACAUCCUGAUGAGAAAUCAGAACUUAGUGGGGCUCAAGCUUCCAGACCUUAGCGAAGCAGCUGAGCAGGAAAAAGGGCUCCCUUCUGAACACUCCUCAGGUAUUGAGGAAGAUGAGUCAAAGAGUGGCUUGGAUGUCAUGCCCAAUAUUUCUGACAUGCUGCUGCGCAAACUGCGGGUCCACAGAUCUCUUCCUGGAAGUGCCCCUCCGCUCACUGAAAAGGAAGUUGAGAACGUGUUUGUACAACUGUCCUUGGCCUUUAGAAAUGACAGCUACACUCUGGAAUCUAGAAUUAACCAGGCUGAAAGGGAACGUAACCUGACAGAAGAGAACACAGAGAAGGAACUGGAAAACUUCAAAGCUUCCAUUACGUCCUCAGCUUCACUAUGGCACCACUGUGAGCACCGGGAAACCUAUCAGAAACUGCUGGAGGACAUUGCUGUCCUGCACCGCUUGGCUGCCCGCCUCUCCAGCCGAGCUGAGAUGGUGGGGGCCGUCCGCCAGGAAAAGCGUAUGUCAAAGGCAACAGAGGUAAUGAUGCAGUAUGUGGAGAAUCUGAAGAGGACGUAUGAGAAGGACCAUGCAGAGCUCAUGGAGUUUAAAAAACUUGCAAAUCAGAAUUCAAGCCGCAGCUGCGGCCCCUCUGAAGAUGGGGUCCCUCGAACAGCGCGGUCCAUGUCCCUCACACUGGGAAAGAACAUGCCCCGUCGAAGGGUCAGUGUUGCAGUGGUUCCCAAGUUUAAUGCCCUGAACAUGCCUGGCCAAUCUUCCAGCUCAUCACCCAUCCCCUCCUUACCAGCCCUGUCAGAAUCAACCAAUGGGAAAGGCAACCUACCUGCCACCUCAGCACUGCCUGCACUUUUGGAAAAUGGAAAGACAAAUGCAGACCCAGAUUGUGAAGCCUCUGCUCCCAUGCCAACUUUGAGCUGUGUGGAUAUUAGCCAGGAGACCACGGCCAGGAUGGAGGAAGAAGCUUACAACAAGGGAUACCAGGAAGGUCUAAAGAAGACCAAAGAGCUUCAAGACCUGAAGGAAGAGGAAGAAGAACAGAAAGGUGAGAGUCUUGAGGAAGCUGAAGAGGCAGAAGAAACUGAGGAAGAGGAAAAGAACCAAAGAAGCAGCAAACUUGAAGAAUUGGUUCAUUUCUUACAAGUCAUGUAUCCCAAACUGUGUCAGCACUGGCAAGUCAUCUGGAUGAUGGCCACAGUGAUGCUGGUCUUGACUGUUGUGUUGGGACUCUACAGUUCCUAUAACUCUUGUGUGGAGCAGGCUGAUGGGCCCCAUGGGAGAUCAACUUGCUCGGCAGCCCAGAGGGACUCGUGGUGGAGCUCAGGACUCCAGCAUGAGCAACCUGCAGAGCAGUAGGAAACCUGACACCCAGUCAGUGCCCUGCUCCAGCACAUAGCUGACUGCUCUUUUCCCAAGCAUAUGUUUCAGGCCAGUUGUGGGCAUGCUGGCACCAGCCUAUCAGGAAAUAAGCAGGGUUCUUUCAUACUCAGCAACCGUGUGGGAGCUAUGCAUACACAGUAACUGAUGUUUUUGGAGGAUCAACAAAACUGUCCUGGGAACACUUCUGGCGGAUGAAGUCACUUUCACCAAGGAACUCUAACAGAAGGGAAAGUCAUCUGCCCCUAGCUCAGAUGGCAGGGGGAAAUAAAACACCUUCACUGCAGAAAACAGUAAGCAGUUCACUCUCCCUCCCCUUUUUCCUCUCUGUAGUCAGAAAUCAAGAAGAAUUAUGCCCAAAGGCUAACUCUGACCUUGAGGAUCAGACCUAGAAUUUGGAGUCAACAUGAAUAUCAUCCCAUUUCCCAUCUCAUUCUCACUGACUCUUCUUCAGCCUCCCUGCCUCCCCUUUGGAACCAGAGUUUCUCUUUACAGAAGUAGGGAAGGUUUCUCAGAAAAAUAUUUAGGCUGAAUUUAGAUCAGUGCUUGAAAUGAAAUGGGAAGAUGUGAGUUAACAUAUAUGCAUCUGUAUGCACACACAGCACACACAUACACACAGCAUGCAUGUGCAUGAAGCCAACAACCCUCCAGACGUGUGCUCUAGGUGUGUGUUCUGGAUAAAACAACCCACAGAUUUUUCACUAGGUGUGGGGCAGUCACCAGGCACCUGUUCAAUGAGCUCUCCACAUUGAUUUAAGAUGUUUGAAGACACUGAAAACUCAUGGCUGCAACAGUGAACUUGCUGGUCGCCAUUUCAAGUGCUAAUUCUAAGCUGUUGUACAACAGUCUAUUCCCUAUUUGUCCUCUACCAUUGAGAACCCACCUCUCAUGUGUGAUUUCAGCCCUCGUGUACCCACAACCACAUGUGCAGUUGCACCUUAGUGCUUCAGUUCAAAUGGGUUUUCCAACCCAAGUACACAUUUCAGAGCAUUCUAAUUGUUCAGCAUAAAACUGAGGGAGCACAUCCCAUUUCCAAUUUGACUUCUUGCUCCACCUUUACAGCCACUGCCUUCAUUCAUCCCUUAUCCGUUUUGAGGGGUGUUGGUUUCUUGUGGGUUUUAUUGUUCUGCUCUUGUUUUUGUUUUGUUGUUGAUGUUGUUUGUUUUGUUGCUAACACUCAUAUAGAACUUACUAUGAGCCAAACACUGUUCUAUGUAUUAUAUAGGUAUUAAUUCAUUUAAUCCUCAAAAAAAAAAAAAAAGAAGAAAAGAAAAGAAAAAACAAUGAGGUGGGUACCACCCUCCCCAUUUUCAGAUAAGGAAACUGAAGCACAAAAAAACACAACUAACUUGCCAAGGACAUCCAGUUAGUAAAUUAUGGGCCUGGAACUCAUAUCCAGGCAGACUGGCCCCUGCACAAAAUUGCCUUUUCCAAUGGUCUCCUAACUGCAUGCCUUAUGUUUCACUCCCACUUCCCCAAGUAGCCCUCCAACCACUCCAAACUAUUUCUGGUUCCCAGACUAAACUGUUUUCUCAUAGUUCUGUUCCUCCACUCACUAGUUUUUCUUUUGCCAUUCUCCUCUUUUCUGCUGGUCACCCUUCAGGACCAAGUGCAAAAAUUAUCCCUGACGCACAGGCUUUGAUGACUUCCCUCCAACUUCCUACCAUACCCCACAUAAUAGGUUACACCCUCCUCUGCUGACACUUUUUAAACAUCUUCAUUAUUUACUGUUGUGACAGUAUAUCACAAUGACUUAUUUAAGUGUCUGUCUCCCUAUUUUUCCUCAAAGACAAGAACCAUAUCUUACCCAUUCUCUGGGAUAAGUACCUAGCAUGAUGGCUGCUGAUGCAUGGGAGGGUGUUAUUAAAUGUUGAUCAAAAGAACAAGUGAGCAUUCAAGGUUGUGGAGAGUAGCCUGGGGAAGCUGACAUUUUGCAUACCUCCCAGUUCUAGCACCAUCAUUGCCACUAUCUCAGUGAGAAAAAUAACAUCUUUAUUAGCUUCAAUUUAUUCUAAUAUUUUUCAGUCUACUCUGUGAGAGAGCAGAAAUGAGACCUAACUAGCAACACAAUUUCCAAGCUCAAGUACUGGGCUUGAUGCAACCACUCCUUUCAGAAAGACCCACCUAGAUCAGCCCUACUAUAAAACAGCAUGCUGUUGUUGCAGAGGGGGAGGGGGUGGGGAGCAGGGGCGGGGAGGGUAAUGGCAUCCUUUACAGUGACUAAAAAAACCACUGUGGGAGAAGCCCAAGCCAGGGUUGACCAAGAAAGUGCCAUUAAGGUAAAGAGGUGUAGAUCAAAGCAGAGGGACUUUGGGGAUUUGGAUGGAUGGUUUUCCCUGCCUAUUCCAGGGGGACUGGACACACUGAAAAAUCUUUUAGGCCCUCAGAGCCACAGACACGAUGCAAAUGGAGCUCCAGAGACAGUAGCUGUGGGGCAGGACUCUAUACUGGCAAUGUCCAGUCUUAGCCUCCCUUAUAGAAGGACCAGGCUGAACUGGCCCAUUGUCCACUUGGCCACAGGGUUCCAACCUUUGUUACCAAUUAAAACAAAGGUCAGGAGAACAGCUACAGUGAGCUCCUGAACCUCCAGCUGCUCCACAGAAAAACCUUCAAGAGUACUUCCAGACAUAGGCCCUCACCCAAAGUGCUCUAUGAGUAAGAGAGGUUGAAGAAAAGAACUGUAAGAGUAACCACAUUUCCAAGGGCAUUCCUGAAAAAGUACUCACUGGCAUUUCUUUUUUGAAAAGCAAAGAUCGAUCUGAAGCAGUUGGAAUGUUUCCAAAGCAGCAAUGAAAUGGAGAGAAAUGGCCCCUGUAUUUCCAAUGGUGAUAUUGAUCUAAAAUAAAAAUUCCCCUCAAAAUGUCUCUGAAGUCUGACAUUUCUGCUUAGCCCUAGGACUCUGGGUGCCUACCUUGAGUUUCAGAGUGAUGUGUUGUUUGUGUCAUUUUUGUUAUCACUUCUUAAAAGGGCCUUCACUUUCUGGCUACCACAAAAUCCUGUGUACAGCCUGGAAGAGUAAAUGGAGAGGGAGAUGCUGGAUUUAUGUAUAACUGACUGUCAGUUCCUAAUGUUAAACCUCACACAGGUGUGCUAGCAUUAAACUACAGAGUGUCACAUACCUGAGUUUGAAAAUAAAAGCACCUUUCCAAACCUUU
This is a messenger RNA of Lynx canadensis (Canada lynx), 6109 nucleotides long. It is a transcript of the gene IRAG1, whose product is annotated as inositol 1,4,5-triphosphate receptor associated 1. The record is from RefSeq and is a predicted model, not a curated record. The transcript is spliced from 20 exons. NCBI's taxonomy places the organism in Eukaryota, Metazoa, Chordata, Mammalia, Carnivora, Felidae. Bases 1143 to 2933 code for a protein of 596 amino acids.